CCCUCCUUUCCAUAUAGACGUAGCUUACGUUAGGCAUCAAAUACUCUGUAAUGUAUCGUAAAUAGUGCGUGUUUGCAGAGGAUAGUGGAUGCAUAUUCAAUAAUGCGAUGAGGCCAAUGCACUUUGCAAGACUUGUGCUGCAGAGAGCCUCCGCAGAUCCCACGACCUGUUGCUGAAUCCGGGAGGAGAGAGAAGAGGCGCUUAAGAAGGAUAGUACUGCCUUGGACACGAGAGCCGGUGGUUUCUUCGCUGAGGAAAUCAUGCAGUUUGCAAUCUGGCUGGUUGGACUAAUGUGUCAUCUGUCAGCACUUGUCCGCAACUCCUUGGAAUAUCGAUUGCAUCCGAAACAAGAAAGUUUCAUCAAACAGUUGUCAUCCUAUGAAAUUAUCACCCCGUUGCGGAUAAAUGAUUUCGGAGAAUCAUUCCCCCACAAAUUGCACUACAAAAGGAAACGGAGAAGUGUAAAUGCAGAUUAUUCGGCUGGUUUACGUGCUCACUACAGAAUUGACGCAUUCGGACAACGCUUUCAUCUCAAUCUAACCGCCGACUCCGGUUUUAUCGCCCCCACAUACACUGUGACACAUUUGGGAGCGGAACACAGCAAUGCAACCGAGUCCCGCCAACAAGACCUCAGCGAUAUGCGUCACUGCUUUUUCCGCGGACACAUCAACGCCAAGAUUGAAUCUACCGCUGUCUUCAGUCUAUGCAGUGGCCUUAUGGGAACUUUUACCACCCAGCAUGGUGAAUACUUCUUAGAGCCCCUGAUGAAGGCGGAGGAGGGGGAGGAGUACGACGAGGAGCACAACAAACCUCACCUCGUCUACAGACAGGACAGGAAGAGGAGAGAGAGUCCUGCCAGUGAACCCACACAACCCUGCUCAGCUUCAGGGGAAGGAUCGGAAAGGCCAGUUGUCAAUUUUCAGAGCAACAGGAGUAUGGUAGAAGAGCUGGAUUCCCUGAGAGACAGAAUGGGCAUCCACCACACAGGCUACGAGAUAGACCGCCACUCCACCACCUCCAACUCCUCAGACCCCCGUCAUAGAGCCCCGUCCAGGCAGAAGAGGUUCCUCUCGUACCCCCGCUACGUGGAACUGAUGCUGACUGCUGACGUCAAGAUGGCGCGCCACCACGGACACAACCUCGAGCACUACAUCCUAACAAUCAUGUCAGUAGUUGCUGCGGUCUACAGGGACCCUAGUGUAGGAAACCUCAUCAACAUCAUGAUUGUCAAGCUGGUUGUCAUCCACAAUGAACAGGAUGGACCCUCAAUAAAUGUCAAUGCUGCUACUACCCUCCACAACUUCUGUGUCUGGCAACAGACUCAAAAUGUCCAGGAUGACAGUCACCCUUCCCACCAUGACACUGCACUCCUGAUCACCAGGGAAGACAUCUGCCGAGCUAAAGACAAGUGUGAUACAUUGGGGCUGGCGGAGCUGGGGACCAUGUGUGACCCGUACCGGAGCUGCUCCAUCAGCGAAGAGAACGGACUCAGCGCCUCCUUCACCAUCGCUCACGAGCUGGGCCAUGUGUUCAACAUGCCCCAUGAUGACAACCCCAAAUGCAGGGAGGCAGGCAUAAAGCACCAGUAUCACGUCAUGGCGCCCACCCUCAACUACGACACUAGUCCCUGGUCCUGGUCCAAGUGCAGCCGCAAGUACAUCACUGAGUUUCUGGACACAGGGUACGGAGAGUGCCUGUUGGACGAGCCAGUGAGCAGGACGUACGAGCUACCCAACCACCUCCCUGGUCAAAUCUACAAUGCCAACCGACAGUGUGAGCUCAUGUUUGGUCCCGGAUCCAUGGUCUGCCCUUACAUGAAACAGUGCAAGAGGCUUUGGUGUACGAGUGCUGAGGGGGGCCAUAAAGGGUGUCGGACACAGCACAUGCCCUUGGCUGAUGGGACAGACUGUGGACAUGGAAUGCACUGCAGACAUGGGAAGUGUGUGAACAAGGAGCUGGACCUGCGGCAGGUCCAUGGGGAGUGGGGCCCCUGGGGGCACUACAGUGUCUGUUCCAGGACCUGUGGAGGAGGCACCAGGAGUACCUCCAGAGACUGCAACAACCCUGAGCCCCGGAAUGGAGGAAAGUUCUGCGUGGGUCGAAGGAUGAAGUUCCGGUCCUGCAACACUGAGCCGUGUCCCCGAGGACGGAGAGACUUCCGCGAGGAGCAGUGCUCUCAGUUCGACGGCAAGCACUUCAACAUCAACGGUCUACCUCCCACCGUCCGCUGGGUGCCCAAGUACAGUGGUAUUCUAAUGAAGGAUCGGUGCAAGCUCUUCUGUCGGGUUGCUGGGACGAUGGCCUACUAUCAGCUGAAGGAUCGUGUCAUCGACGGCACGCCGUGUGGCCCAGACACCUACGAUAUCUGUGUUCAAGGCCUCUGUCGGCAAGCAGGCUGUGAUCAUGUGUUGAACUCCAAGGCGAAAAAUGACAAGUGUGGAGUGUGUGGAGGGGACAACUCCUCCUGCAAAACCCUUGCUGGGACCUUCAACGAUGCUGAGUAUGGUUACAACACAGUGGUGCGGAUCCCUGCAGGAGCCACCAACAUUGAUAUUAAACAGGUCAGCUACUCUGGGAAGUCGGAGGAUGACAACUACCUCGCUUUAUCUGACAGUCAUUCUAACUUUCUCCUGAAUGGGAACUUUGUGGUGGCCAUGUUCAAAAGGGAAAUCCCCUUCAAGGGAACCGUCAUUGAGUACAGCGGCUCAGACACCAAAGAGGAGCGCAUCAACUGCACUGAACGUGUUGAGGAGGAACUCAUCCUACAGGUCCUGUGUGUGGGGAACCUGUACAACCCAGAUGUGCGCUACUCCUUCAACAUCCCCAUCGAGGAGCACAGGGAACAGUUUGUGUGGGACCCCUCAGGCUCCUGGCUGGAUUGUAGCCGCAUGUGUCAGGGUGAACGACAGCGCAAGGCGGUAUGUGUGAGGAAGAGUGACCACCUGGGGGUUUCUGACCAGCGCUGUGAGCCUCUACCUCGUCCCAACGCUGCCACUGAGCCAUGUAACACUGACUGUAAACUCAGGUGGAAUGUAGCAGGGAAGAGUGAAUGUUCUGCUAAGUGUGGCCCUGGCUACCGGACCAUGGACGUGCAGUGUAUGAGGUACAGCUUGCUGAAGAGGCAGAGUGAGAGGGUGGAGGGGAGGGCCUGUUCUGACCUACCUAAACCCCAGGCCAGAGAGGCCUGCCACGGGGACUGUCUGCUCAAGAGCUGGCAGUACAGCGCCUGGUCCCAGUGUUCUAAGACGUGUGGUCGUGGGGCCCGCACCAGGGACUCUUACUGUAUGAACAAUUUGGGGAGGAGACUGGUGGACAGGGAGUGCAGUGACUACCAGAGAAUGAUCGCGGAGAGCUGCAACGACCAGGACUGCCCUGACUGGUCAGUCAGCGAGUGGAGUGAGUGCUUGGUGACGUGUGGGAAGGGGAUGAGACACAGGCAGGUAUCCUGUAGUGUGGGGGUAGGAGAGGAGAAUCUGAGUGAACACUUCUGUGACCCCAACACCAAGCCUCUAGCCGUGGGGAGCUGUGAGCUGCCAGAUUGUGCCUCCUGGCAGGUCGGAGUCUGGGGACCGUGUGCAGUGACGUGUGGCCAUGGUUACCAGAUGCGGGCUGUGAGGUGUGUGUCAGGGUUGUAUGGGGACAUUGUGGAUGACAGGAAGUGUAACGCAGCAUCCAGACCCAGGGACAGCCAGGACUGUGAGGUGGCACCGUGUCCCUGGGCCUCUCCUCAACACAGCACCGUCCGCCCUGACACCUCUGGUCAGCUCCUCACACAGUGGAGAUAUGGCUCCUGGACCACAUGCUCUGUCUCCUGUGGGAAGGGGAAGCGUGCCCGCUAUGUCAGCUGUCGGGACGCCCAGGGUGGAGUGGCAGACGAGUCCUACUGUGCUCAUCUGCCCCGGCCCCCAGAAUCCUCAGCCUGCUUCAGCUCGUGUGGCCAGUGGAGUUCCUGGGAGUGGUCUCCUUGUUCAGUGACGUGUGGUGUGGGCCGGGCCACCAGGCAGGUGGAAUGCAGUAACUACCACCACCAGGUGGAUGAGUCAUUCUGCGACCAGGACGAGAGGCCCAGCACAGAGCAUGAGUGUACAGCCACCCCCUGCCCCUCCGUGUACCACCAGAGGCCCAAUGACCAGCCCUACAGCCCCCACAACCCUGCCAGCCACCCGGGCCACAGCAGUUGGAACGUUCCCUCGGCAGACAACCAGUGGAGGACGGGACCCUGGGGAGGAUGCUCCAGUACGUGUGCAGGGGGCUUCCAGAGGAGGGUGGUUGUGUGUCAGGAUGCGGAGGGUCGCAGCACCAGCCACUGUGACCAGAGGGUCAAACCUGCAGAGUCCAAGAGCUGCGACUCAGGACCCUGCCCUCUGUGGAACUACGGCAUCUGGGGAGAGUGCACCCAGACGUGUGGCGGAGGCAGGAGGACGCGCCAGGUGGUGUGCGAGCGGCCCAACGGACAGAGACUCAACGACCACAACUGUGACGUCCUGGAUAAGCCUCCUGACAUGGAGCAGUGCAGCCUGUACCUGUGCCCGGGCAGCACAUCCUGGCACCGCCGACCAUGGAAGCCGUGUUCUGUGAGCUGUGGCCGGGGGACCAAGCAGCGGGAGAUAACCUGUGUUUACCAAAACCAGAACCAAACCCAAAUAGAGGAAGAGCACUGCAUUCAUCUGUCACGUCCCCGGACACAGAAGGCCUGCCGAGCCCAGGGAUGCCCCAGCUGGAAGGCCAACAGGUGGAGCAAGUGCUCUGCCACCUGUGGAGUGGGGGUCCAGAACAGAGAUGUGUACUGCAGACUGAAGGGUACAGGGCGGGUGAGAGAGGAGCUGUGUGGUUCCCACAACCGUCCGGCCGCUGCGCAGCCCUGCCAGGCUACUGAGUGUCUCCAUCACACCUGGGCAGCUGGAGAGUGGCAAGAUUGUAACGCCACCUGUGGAGAAGGUAUGAGGAACAGGAAGGUUCUGUGUGUGGGGGCCGGGCUGACCCCAGUCCAGGACACCCUCUGUGAUCCCUCGUCUUGCCCUGCCCUGCACCAGCCCUGCAGCAGAGCACCCUGCUACCACAUGUGGAUAACAGGAGAGUGGUCACAGUGCUCUGCUAGCUGUGGCGUGGGCUACCAGCAGCGUAUAGUGUCCUGCUCCAUGAAGCCCUCCUCCACCCUGCACCCUAAUGAUGCCCAGUCCUCCGCCCUGUCCCGCCCUCACUGUCCAGAGCCUCACCCACCUAGCACCAGGCAGUGCCUCCUUUGGGACUGCCCACAAGCUGCCUACUGGAAAGUUGGCCCAUGGAGCAAGUGCUCCCAGACGUGUGGAGCGGGGGUAAUGGAGCGCAGGGUAGAGUGUCUGUUCUCUAAAGGCCAACCGUCCAAACACUGCCGUCCAGCCGAGAGGCCCGAGUCACAGGCCACCUGUCGAGAGAGAGAGUGUCAGUUGUGGACAUCCUGCAGAGAAGUCCAGAUGAUACAGGGGGUGAGGAUGGAUGGGGAGUACUACCUGAAAGUCAAGUCCAGGAUACUACAGAUCUACUGUGCUGAGAUGCAGACUGAUUUCCCUAAGGAAUAUGUUACGCUGCGGAGUGGUCAGACAGACAACUACUCAGAGGUCUAUGGAUACAGGUUGCUGAAUCCUUUUGAUUGCCCCUACAACGACAGCAGAAGGCAGGACUGUGACUGCAGGAACGAUUACUCUGCAGCGGGAUACACUCUCUUCCAUAAGGUCCGUCUGGACAUCAGCUCACUGAGGAUAAUGACCACAGACCUGAAGUUUUCUCAGACCCUGUUUGGUCGUCCCGUCCCCUUCGCCACAGCAGGAGACUGCUACAGUGCUGCCAAGUGUCCUCAGGGCCAGUUUAGCAUCAACCUCAUAGGGACUGGUCUGAAGGUGGCUGAGGCAACCAAGUGGACCUCACAGGGCAACUAUGUCUCUGUCAAAGUCCACAGAUCAGAGGAUGGGGCAAGAAUCUAUGGUCGUUGUGGUGGGUUCUGUGGGAAGUGCAUUCCCCAGCCUCACAACAGCCUGCUGGUUUAUGUCCAUUGAUGGUCAGGGACCAAACCUCAACCCAACCAUCUCCCAAUGGUCUCCCAACGGUCUCUCAACGUUCUCCCAAAAUCAGACCAGGAAGUGAAACCAGAGCGUCUGGGGAUCCAAUGCACUUCAUUUGUGAAGGUUGCCAUCCCUUUCCUCCCUUCAUCACUAGGGUUUAAUGACAGGAACCUAGUUACCAAGAUUUACCGCCCAAAACCACUCCCUUUUCCCGGGAAAAAUAACUGCGAGAA
This is a messenger RNA of Salvelinus namaycush (lake trout), 6271 nucleotides long. Its product is annotated as A disintegrin and metalloproteinase with thrombospondin motifs 20-like. Gene Ontology annotation, molecular function: metalloendopeptidase activity; zinc ion binding. Gene Ontology annotation, biological process: proteolysis; extracellular matrix organization. Lineage: Eukaryota; Metazoa; Chordata; Actinopteri; Salmoniformes; Salmonidae. The record is from RefSeq and is a predicted model, not a curated record. Bases 261 to 6032 code for a protein of 1923 amino acids. The transcript is spliced from 38 exons. Gene Ontology annotation, cellular component: extracellular matrix.